UUCUCGGCUCGCGGGUAGGGGGCCUCGGUAGCCCUGACAUUGUGCGCGCGCGCCUGGAACGGGAGCGAGACGACGACGGCGCAUCGACCGAUCGACGUCGCGACGCCCGUCACAGCGAGACGCUACAGCCAGACGCUGCUUGUGUGCCGUAUUUAAGGUUCGCUGUAGUUACCGGAACGUCGAGCUGUCCGUUCAAGAGAUUAGUCGGAUGUCACUGGCAGAAUGGCAUUGACAUGCUGGGAGAAGAUUGCGGUAGUGGUGAUAGCAGCAGUCGGUUUGCGUAUCGCAGUCCGACUGAGCAUCGUCGUCUGGAAGAAGCUCAUAGCGCCGAACCUUGGACUUGGCAUCGAUAUCGCCUCCCAGGGUAAAUGGGCGGUCGUGACCGGCGCUACCGACGGCCUCGGCAAAGCCUUCGCUCACGCCCUGGCCAACAAGGGACUUGACAUCGUCCUUGUCUCUAGGACACUAGAGAAGCUCGAGAACGUCGCCGGGGAGAUCAAGCAAAUGUACGGCGUGGAGACGCGGAUUGUCGAGGCUGACUUGACCGAGGGUCAAGCCAUUUACAACAAGAUCGGAAAGGCGAUCGAGGAGCUGGAGGUCGGGGUCCUAGUGAACAAUGCCGGAACGAGCUACGACCACCCGGAAUUGUUCACGUGCGUGAGCGAGGAGACGAUAACGAGGAUAAUCCAGUUGAACGUGGCCGGGGUGACGGGGGUGGCGCGCCAAGUACUUCCGGGGAUGAUGGAGCGGCGCAAAGGUGUGAUCGUUAAUAUCGGCUCGGCCUUCGGAGCUUUACCCGGACCCUACCUGGCCGUCUACGCUGCGAGUAAGAUGUACGUGGACAAGCUGAGCCAGGAUUUGGCGGUCGAGGCCGCACCGAGAGGAGUCACAGUGCAGUGUGUCCAGCCUGGGCCCGUCGCUACCAAAAUGUCCAAGAUCAAGCGAGCGACAUGGAUGGCACCGACGCCCGAGCGCUUCGUCGAGGCGUCGCUGAAGACGAUCGGCAUCGAGCAGAACACCACGGGAUACCCGCCCCAUUGUCUCAUUCUCGGUUUCGUCAACGGACUGCGAGCCAUUUGCGAAAAGGGCGCCGUCUGGCUGGUCGCCAGGACAAUGCUUAACAUACGUAAUCGCGCCCUUAGCAAGAAGACGAAGAAGGACGUGUCCGAGGAGACGGACAUCCGAGCUUCCGAACAUUGACUGUUUCUGGCUGACUUUGAUAAUAUACGCGGGACGAUAUGACCGUGGAACUUUCGACCAACACUAAAAAUAUUCGUCCUUUCCUCAGAAAUAUCUUGGCUCCUUUUCUUACUUUUUAUAUUUUUCUUU
Messenger RNA from Ceratosolen solmsi marchali, 1329 nucleotides. Its product is annotated as hydroxysteroid 17-beta dehydrogenase 12 spidey. The transcript has 4 exons. Gene Ontology annotation, cellular component: endoplasmic reticulum. The record is from RefSeq and is a predicted model, not a curated record. Lineage: Eukaryota; Metazoa; Arthropoda; Insecta; Hymenoptera; Agaonidae. The coding region runs from base 223 to 1200 and encodes 325 amino acids. Gene Ontology annotation, biological process: fatty acid elongation.